AUGGAUGACUAUAGUCCUCAAUCUAAAUCUUCGACACAAGCAUCAGGUUUAUCCAAUUCUACAUCUGGUCAAGUUCCACAAGUAAAAUAUUCAAACAAUCAACAUUCUUCUCAAACAGCUUCCUCGAAUAAUGAUUUACUUGUUUAUAUACCUGAUAUUCCACCAAACAUAUCAGAAAAUGAACUUGAGGAAAUGAUUCAAACUCCUAUCGAUAAAAAUCUACGUAUCAAAAUAAGUGAUAUAAAAUGCUAUUCAAAUCUCUGUGUUGCUGUGAUUCGAUUAAUGAAUGAAGAAGACAAAAAACAUCUUGUUUCUAAUGUUCAAUCAAUGAUUCUCGACGUGAAACAUAAUACAAAUAUAUUGUUCGUUGAUGAGCUCGAUCUCGAUUCUUAUAUAGUACUCGAUCGAAAUAUAUCCAAAAUUCCUACUGCUGAUGAAGUGGCUCGUCGCUAUAUGCAAGUAUAUAAAAUAGCAGGCCUUCGUCCAUGUCAACAGAUAUCCGUUCAGUUUCCAAAUAUUUUUUGUUUCUCUCUGAAUACAUUCGAUAAACUUGUUAAAGCAGUUAAAAAUCCAGAUUUUAAAAUUGGAAGUGCCUUUGCUACUGUUUAUUUGCGUGCUGGUUGUAGUUAUGUUGAAGAUUUACCACCAUAUACUAACGAUGAAAAAAUUUCAUCAGCCAUUGCCACUCAAAUUGGUGAAAAUAAACUUCAACCUACGUCUUUUUACGUGCAAUAUAAUAAACAGACAGUAACAGUUAUGUUAAAUACAAUAGGUGUUGUUCGAAAGAAAAAAUAUGUAGUUGAUGGCGAAGAAACAAUUUUAAAAUCUGAACCUAUGAAAACAAUUCGAUACAAUCAUCAAUCAAAAUUAUUAUACGGAAAAAUAAUUGCGCAAACAGAUAUGAAAACACCAUAUCCAUCAACAAAUAUUAUUGUAAUUAAUGAAGAUUGUCUUGUUCUUUAUGAAAAAUUAGUCUCCGAAGGAUAUCGACCAUUAUUAUUAAAUAUGGCAAAUGCAACUAAUCCUGGCGGUGGAUAUCGUAAAGAUGAUGGAGCACAAUAA
This is a messenger RNA of Rotaria sp. Silwood1, 1062 nucleotides long. The record is from the annotation of a GenBank genome assembly. Lineage: Eukaryota; Metazoa; Rotifera; Eurotatoria; Philodinida; Philodinidae.